GUAUCCACACUGACAGGGCUAGUUUAGGUAUUUUCGUAGUUUCAUUUGAGCAAUCUCAUGGCUUAGCAAAAAUAUUUGGUGGAUCAUAUUAUUACUCGUCUCUCUUAGCUACGUGUAACGAUUCCAACUUCAAAUGAUCUUUAUAUAUAUAUUAGUUACACUGAAAAUGAGUCUUUGAAGUACUUCUAUGGUUGAUUUCUUGAGCAAGAAGAAACUUAGCACCAUCAAAUGUCCGCAAAGAAGAAGGACCUUCUGUCCUUAGCCAUGGAGAGAACUAGUGAAUGGAUUUCAAGUCAAGAGAUUCCUAGUGAUAUCACUGUUCACAUAGGAGACACUUCCUUUUCCCUCCACAAGAUUCUUCUGUCAAAAUGUGGGUUUAUAAAGAACCUUGCUUCCGAGUCAAGCAACGAUUCCAACGUCACCGUUAUCAAGAUACCAGAUUUUCCCGGAGGCGCAAGAGCAUUCGAGCUAGCCAUCAAAUUCUGCUACGGAAUAAACUUAGAGAUGAACGCAGAGAACAUUGCCAUGCUGCGUUGCGCAGCAGAGUAUCUUGACAUGACAGAGGAACACUCUGUUGCAAACCUCAUGGAGACAACAGAGGUUUACUUAAACGAAGUGAUCUUCAAGAGUUUAACGAGUUCAGUUAAAGUUCUACAAAAAUCUGAGGGUUUGCUUCCUAUGGCCGAGAGAGUGAAGCUCGUGAGCCGGUGUAUAGAUGCUAUAGCUUAUGUAACUUGUCAGGAGAGCCAAAACAAGGAGGAUAUAGUUGACUUGUGGGCUGAGGAUUUAUCUAUUCUAAGGAUUGAUAUGUUUCAACGUGUCUUGAUAGCAAUGAUGGCUAGAGGGUUUAAGAAACACGCACUUGGUCCAUUGCUUGUUGUAUAUGCUCAAAAAGCUCUUAGAGGGUUGGAGAUCUCUGGAAGAGGGGCUAAGAAGAUGGAUGCGGAACAAGAACAUGAGAGAAGACUGAUUCUUGAAACAAUUGUGAGUCUUCUUCCAAGGGAGAGAAACGCAGUUUCAGUCAGCUUUCUUUCGAUGCUUUUAAGAGCUGCGUUAUACCUCGAAACCACGGUAGCUUGUAGGCUUGAUUUGGAGAAGAGAAUGGGAUUACAGUUAAGACAAGCCGUGCUUGAUGAUCUAUUGAUUCCCUCGUUUAAUGGUGACAGCACAAUGUUUGAUGUAGACACUGUUCAACGCAUCCUCAUGAAAUAUCUUGAGUUUGAAGUUGAAGGAAACUCUGUUGAUUUUGCUACUGAUAUUGGUGAACUCAUGGAGUCUUAUCUUGCUGAAGUCGCUUCUGAUAGAAACAUGAACUUGGCCAAGUUCAUUGGGUUAGCAGAAUGCAUUCCUGAGCAGUCUAGGAUCACUGACGAUGGCAUGUAUCGAGCCAUAGACAUGUACCUUAAGGUGCAUCCAAAUAUAAGUGAAGUGGAGAAGAAGAAAAUAUGCAGCUUAAUGAACAGCCAAAAGCUUUCGCAAGAAGCUUGUGCUCAUGUAGCACAAAACAAACGUCUCCCUGUACAUAUAGUAGCUCAAGUUCUGCACCAAGAGCAGCAAAGUCUCCGCCAAGUUUUAUGUGAUUCAGAUUCUCCGGUAGCCGCAGCCACAAUCGCACCAGAAAGUCCUCCUCCUCCUACUCUAACCACCUACAACAAUGAGCUCUCCAAACUAAAUCGGGAAAACCAAGACUUGAAGCUUGAGUUGCUCAAAAUGAAAAUGACGUUGAAGGAGUUGGAGAAGGAGAAAGAUUUUGAAAUCAAGAGUUGUUCGGAUAGCUCUCCGGUUUCAACUGCCUCGGUGGUUAAGCCUCCAUUACCAAGAAAGUCAUUUAUUAGUUCUGUUUCUCGGAGACUAGGAAAGCUUAACCCUUUUGGCCACACACCAGGACGAACCAUGCGACGUAAAGGCCGAAGACACUCUAUAUCUUAGAGAUAAUAAACACUUGUUCUCGUCUCGUUGAUGUUUCUUUAGUUCCUGUUUUAAAAGGUGUUUCUCUGUAUCAACAUAAGAGCGCUCGGAUAAUAAUAUCAAUUGAGUUUCGGUGUUUUGGUG
This is a messenger RNA of Raphanus sativus (radish), 2052 nucleotides long. Its product is annotated as putative BTB/POZ domain-containing protein At3g49970. Bases 229 to 1929 code for a protein of 566 amino acids. The record is from RefSeq and is a predicted model, not a curated record. Gene Ontology annotation, molecular function: protein binding. NCBI's taxonomy places the organism in Eukaryota, Viridiplantae, Streptophyta, Magnoliopsida, Brassicales, Brassicaceae. The transcript has 5 exons.